Molecule: messenger RNA, 3879 nt
Organism: Girardinichthys multiradiatus
Lineage: Eukaryota; Metazoa; Chordata; Actinopteri; Cyprinodontiformes; Goodeidae
Gene: unc13d
Product: unc-13 homolog D (C. elegans)
Exons: 34
Coding region: 61-3408 (1115 amino acids)
Source: RefSeq, a predicted model, not a curated record
CACACACAGAGCACACCAGCUCACCAGGAAGGAGCUUAAUGAUAAGACAGAAGCAUCAUUAUGGCAGGUCAAAGUGAGCACAUGAGAAAGGGAGAGAAUUUACUGCAAACACCUGAACAGGAACAUGGCACACCAAGUCACAGACAGUUUUCUCCUGUCCAUUCACGUAAACUCGGAGUGACGAGGAGACAAAGAGACAGGAGGGAUUUAAAAGAAGAUGAAAACCCAGAGGCCAAGGCAAGACGACACAAGGAGAUGGAGCUGAAGCCUCUGUAUAAGGAGCUUCUGUACACCAUCUCCCAUAAGAUGGGCAAACCAGCGUCCGCUGAGGUUUUCACAGACAGCCAGCUUCAUCAGUACAUCCAGGAGGCUUUCACUAUGACAGAUGCGGAGCACGGCAGUCUGAUGGAGAUAGUACACAACACAGAGCCACCGGUAUACUGCCUGAUGGUAACCGUUAAGGAAGCUAAGGAAAUCAUAGGAAAAGAUGUCAGUGGUUUUAGUGACCCUUACUGCCUCCUGAUGGUACUGGAAGAGGAGGAGGAGAAAAAGAGCAGCCGAUCGAAAGCCAAACCCAGCAAAUAUGUUGUAAAGGGCACAGUAUCACAUGAGAAAAUCUACCAAACCGAUAUUAAAAAGCAGACCUUGAACCCUAUUUGGAACCAAACCUUCAUACUAGAGUUUGAAAAUCUGACGAGGACCAGUUUUCACCUUGAAAUGUGGGACAAGGAUGAAGAGGUGUCUCUCACUCAGAAACUAGAAGAUAUCAAAACCAACUUAACUAGUUUAAGAAGGAUGAUCAAGGAGGCCAAAAAGGAGAAAGGCACAGAUGACUUUUUGGGAAAUAUUGUCUUAAAACUACAGGAUCUCCACUGCACUGAAGACAACUGGUACAAUCUGGAGCCCAGAACGGAGACGUAUCCUAAUCGUGGCCAGUGUCACCUCUUCCUCAAGUUCAUCCACAAAGCUAGAGAUGGGACUCUGAGCGCCGGUCGCAGUGCCUACACCAACUACUGUGGGAUUCUGCAGCAGUUUGUCCAAGCUUACAUCUCAAAGCAGCAGAGUUCUGCUCCAUGGAAAGGGGCCUUGUGUGGCGAGGCUCAGACUCUGCUUGAACUCUACGCUACGCAGAACGAUCUCUCUCCUUUUCUACAAGAUCUGGCGAAGUGGGUGGCUUACAGUAAGCUGUACCAGACGUUAGAGGUGGACUCGUCUGUGCUGUUCCAGCAGCUCACCAGCAUAGAGUACCACUGGCAUCAGCAGGAGCUGCCCUACCAGCAGAAACAGGAACUUGGAGAUUCUCUUCAUGGUUUUCUGCAGUAUGGACUCUGUUUGGUUUCCAAAUACAGAGACAUCUUCCCCCCAACUCCCAGUGCAACUCCAAAAUUACACACACUGCUUAGGAUCUUGGUCCAAAUCUGUAAGACUCAGGCUUUUCAGAAACUGAACCCAGCCCACUUUGAGCUUCAUGAGGGAGUCUUCGAUGCCAUACAGACAGGUACUGAGGAGUGGUUUACCAUCAAAAAGGGUUUGCAUCAGCCUAUGACCAAGGACCUGACAGAGAUUGGGAGCGCCCUCUCCAGGCUCAUUGUCGAAGUACAGGAAGACAUAAAACAUAACAAGGACAUUUGGAACAGAGUUUUUGUCAGCGCUGUGCAAGUGGAUGUUUUCACUGUUGUCUAUCAGAAGUUUGACUCCCUGCUCGCAAAGGAAGUGAAAGAAACCUUAUUUAUAAUGGACGGCCAAAUGGAGCUGAACCUUGCCAAAAGCCUGUUUCCUGUUUACCUGAGCCUGCAGGCCAUCCACAAAAACAAGGCUUUCCUGCAGAAAAGGGGAUUACUCCAGCUAACAAACUUUCAUGAAGGAUUCAGGGAGGCUCUGCCAUAUUGGCUCAACCAGGCGUUCAGCACCACUCAGGAUCGAGUGGUGAGGGCGGUGCAAGUUGACCAGCUCCAGCCACUGCAAACUGGUGCAGUCCCCAUAAAGCACAGCUCCUCCGCAGUAGACUUGGUAGCAUGUAUCCAGCCAAUCUGCCAGCUGUGGGAGCAGCUGUCUUGGCCUGACCCUGAGGAGGGCUUCAUGCUCAUGGUCAAACUCACUGAGGAUGUAUGUAAGAUUGUAGUAAACUACUGUCACCUCCUAAAGGAGAGGGUCCGGGUGCUGUCUGAGAACUCUGACCACAGCAGUGCCAUCAACAUGCUGUGUGUUGUAGUGAACGACCUGGAGCACUUACGUUCGGUGCUGACCCGGCUUCCUACUCAGCUCAACUGGGAGGGGCUUCGCAUUUGCACACAAAGUGUGAUAGGGCAAAGCCAGUUUGAAAACACGCUGCAUUCCCAGCUUCUGCAAGCUAAAAGCAUCCUCUGCAAAGAGAUUCGAUCAGCAUUAGACACUCUUGGGAAACAGUUAAACACAGACAUUGAGACUCUAGUCAGAAGCAUGUCGACCAGGCGGAGGAUUCCUUCCAAGUCCACAGAGGAUGCUGCAGCCCCUUUAAUGCGCUACCUUGAACAGGAGCUUCAGUACAUGAAUGAAAACUUGGUUCAAGAGAACUUCAACAGCCUCCUGACUCCAUUGUGGCAAAACUCGGUGAAAAUUCUUUAUCAAGUGGCUAACCAGCAUUCACAACAAGAAGGGCUCAUGGUGUUCUGUCAAAGGCUACUGUAUACACUACAGUGCCUUGAGCAGUGUUUCCAUGCUGAAGGGAAUGGACUUCCUCAAAAGACACUGCACUCCGACGAAUACAAGACUCUGAAGGCUUACCUCACUCACCACUCUCUGACCAACCAAGAGCUCAUAGAGAAGUUCUUUAAAAGAAAAAUAGUGGAGCAGAAAGAUUACAGUGGGGAAAAAUAUGGAGCAGUCACCCUCGCUACAUGCUACAGAAGAUCUGAUCAAAGGUUGCACAUUGAGGUGCUGAAUGCAGCCAGCCUCCUACCAAUGGACUCUAAUGGUCUCAGCGACCCAUUUGUGCGCCUGUGCCUGGAGCCUAACCACAUCUUUCCUGAGACAGAGCCGCGCUGCACCCAGUACAAAAGCUGUGACCUCAAUCCCCUUUUCGAUGAGUCCUUUGACUUCCUGGUUUCAUUGGAACAGUGCCAGACUCCCGGAGCUUGCUUGGUCAUCACAGUUCUGGACCAUGAUACCUUGAGACCAGAUGACUUUGAGGGCGAAGCCUUCCUGGGCCUCGAGGACGUACCAGGAGUUUCUGAACAAAAAGGAGAGGAACCCUGCUCACAGAUGGAUGCCUCAGCUAAAAAAAUACGCCUGUCUCUGAUGCACCCUAAACCUAACGAGGACAGCAUUCUGAAGUUACUGGAGUCCAGGAAAGGAGAGCGAGAGGCUCAAGCUUUCGUGAAAAAGCGACGCCAACGGGAAAAACAGUCCCAGGAGGCCACCCAACAAUGACAAACGCACACAGACGUGUUCUUCCUCCAAAAAUAUACAAUUUGUUUUAAUGAUCAGUACCAAAAAACAAAGAGAAAAAGAAAAGAAUGCAUUCAGAAAGAAACACUGGUGUUGCAUGAGUUGUGUUUGGACAACAUACUGAACAUGACCAUCACAGUGAUCAUAAACACUUUCACACCUGCAUUUAAACAUUUACGUGUCUGUAUGCUUCCCAAUGGUUUGUCAAAUCAGUGCAAGAUGAAGAUAUAACAUCACUUUUGUAUGUGUAUACAUUUAUAUAUAAUAUAUAUGAAAUAUAUAUUAUACACUGUUGAGAGACUGAAGUGUCAAAGAUUACUACAAAUGUAGAAAUUUGGCAGAGAAAGCUGUCACAUAUUGAUUUAAAAAUAGCUAAAAAGCCUUUCUGAGUGUUCUGAGCUUGAUUCAUUGCUAACAAAAGGGGUGUAAAAAUAAAAAAAAUCUGAAAAUGGA